Messenger RNA from Lutra lutra (Eurasian river otter), 2338 nucleotides. It is a transcript of the gene CERT1, whose product is annotated as ceramide transporter 1. Gene Ontology annotation, cellular component: Golgi apparatus. The record is from RefSeq and is a predicted model, not a curated record. Bases 407 to 2281 code for a protein of 624 amino acids. Gene Ontology annotation, biological process: ER to Golgi ceramide transport. NCBI's taxonomy places the organism in Eukaryota, Metazoa, Chordata, Mammalia, Carnivora, Mustelidae. The transcript is spliced from 18 exons. Gene Ontology annotation, molecular function: phosphatidylinositol-4-phosphate binding.
CAGGCAGGAAGAUGGCGGCGGUAGCGGAGGUGUGAGUGGACCCGGGUUUCUGCAGCUGGAUUUUCUCUUCCCUUCUUCUUUCCUUUUCCUUUUCUGUUUGAGGUUGGCAUCGAAGGGGCUGAGUUCGGGUGGUGGCGCCGGGCGCAGCGCAGGGGUCACGGCAACGGCGGCGGCUGACGGCUGGAAGGGCAGGCUUCCUUCGCCGCUUGUCCUCCUUCCCCGGUCCGCUCGGUGUCAGGCGCGGCGGCGCAGCGGCCAGACUUCGUCCCUCCUCCAGCUCCCCCCCAAGCCGGAGCGGGCAUUCUUCCCUUCGCCAUCCCCCGGCCCUUUACCCCGGGUACUGGGCGCUUCCUCCGGCGCAGCUCGGGGAGCGGGGGCCGGUCUCCUGAUCGGCUGUCGCGCCUCCAUGUCGGAUAACCAGAGCUGGAACUCGUCGGGCUCCGAGGAGGAUCCGGAGACGGAGUCCGGGCCGCCUGUGGAGCGCUGCGGAGUCCUCAGCAAGUGGACAAACUACAUUCAUGGGUGGCAAGAUCGUUGGGUAGUUUUAAAAAAUAAUACUCUGAGUUACUACAAAUCUGAAGACGAGACAGAGUAUGGCUGCAGAGGAUCCAUCUGUCUUAGCAAGGCUGUCAUCACACCCCAUGAUUUUGAUGAAUGUCGAUUUGAUAUUAGUGUAAAUGAUAGCGUUUGGUAUCUUCGUGCUCAGGAUCCGGAUCACAGACAGCAGUGGAUAGAUGCCAUCGAACAGCACAAGACUGAAUCUGGGUAUGGGUCUGAAUCCAGCUUACGUCGGCAUGGCUCUAUGGUGUCACUGGUGUCUGGAGCAAGUGGUUAUUCUGCAACAUCCACCUCUUCAUUCAAGAAAGGCCACAGUUUACGUGAAAAAUUGGCUGAAAUGGAAACCUUUAGAGAUAUCCUAUGUAGACAAGUUGAUACUUUACAGAAGUACUUUGAUGCCUGUGCUGAUGCUGUCUCCAAGGAUGAACUUCAAAGGGAUAAAGUGGUAGAAGAUGAUGAAGACGACUUUCCUACAACACGUUCUGAUGGAGACUUCUUGCAUAAUGCUAAUGGCAAUAAGGAAAAGUUAUUUCCACAUGUAAUACCACGAGGAAUUAAUGGCAUAGACUUUAAAGGGGAGGCGAUAACUUUUAAAGCAACUACUGCGGGAAUCCUUGCUACACUUUCUCAUUGUAUUGAACUAAUGGUAAAACGUGAGGACAGCUGGCAAAAGAGACUAGAUAAGGAAACUGAGAAAAGAAGAAGAAUAGAGGAAGCAUACAAAAAUGCCAUGACAGAACUGAAGAAAAAAUCCCACUUUGGAGGGCCAGAUUAUGAGGAAGGUCCAAACAGUCUGAUUAAUGAAGAAGAGUUCUUUGAUGCUGUUGAAGCUGCUCUUGACAGACAAGAUAAAAUAGAGGAACAGUCACAGAGUGAAAAGGUCAGAUUACACUGGCCUACAUCCAUGCCAUCUGGAGAUGCCUUUUCUUCUGUGGGGACUCAUAGGUUUGUCCAAAAGCCCUAUAGUCGCUCUUCCUCCAUGUCUUCCAUUGAUCUAGUCAGUGCCUCUGACGAUGUUCACAGAUUCAGCUCCCAGGUUGAAGAGAUGGUACAAAACCACAUGACUUACUCAUUACAGGAUGUAGGUGGAGAUGCUAAUUGGCAGUUGGUUGUAGAAGAAGGAGAAAUGAAGGUAUAUCGAAGGGAAGUAGAAGAAAACGGGAUUGUUCUGGAUCCUUUGAAAGCUACCCAUGCAGUGAAAGGUGUUACAGGACAUGAGGUCUGCAAUUACUUCUGGAAUGUUGAUGUUCGCAAUGAUUGGGAAACAACUAUAGAAAACUUCCAUGUGGUGGAGACAUUAGCUGAUAAUGCAAUCAUCAUUUAUCAAACUCAUAAGAGAGUUUGGCCUGCUUCUCAGCGAGAUGUAUUAUAUCUUUCUGCCAUUCGAAAGAUACCAGCCUUGACUGAAAAUGAUCCUGAAACCUGGAUAGUGUGUAAUUUUUCUGUGGACCACGACAGUGCUCCUCUAAACAAUCGAUGUGUCCGUGCCAAAAUAAAUAUUGCUAUGAUUUGUCAAACUUUGGUAAGCCCACCAGAGGCAAACCAGGAGAUCAGCAGGGACAACAUUCUAUGCAAGAUUACAUAUGUAGCUAAUGUGAACCCUGGAGGAUGGGCACCAGCUUCAGUGUUAAGGGCAGUGGCAAAGCGAGAGUAUCCAAAGUUUCUAAAACGUUUUACUUCUUACGUCCAAGAAAAAACUGCAGGAAAACCCAUUUUGUUCUAGUAUUAACAGUGACUGAAGCAAGGCUGUGUGACAUUCCAUGUUGGAGGAAAAAAUAAA